This is a messenger RNA of Aethina tumida (small hive beetle), 4409 nucleotides long. Its product is annotated as E3 ubiquitin-protein ligase COP1. The record is from RefSeq and is a predicted model, not a curated record. Lineage: Eukaryota; Metazoa; Arthropoda; Insecta; Coleoptera; Nitidulidae. The transcript has 3 exons. Gene Ontology annotation, biological process: proteasome-mediated ubiquitin-dependent protein catabolic process. Gene Ontology annotation, molecular function: ubiquitin protein ligase activity; protein binding. Bases 195 to 2195 code for a protein of 666 amino acids.
CAGAGGUAUUCGAGUACAUCUGAUAAGAGAGGUCUUGUUCUGGGUGUAUACAGUAAUGGUGAUAAUGGAAUUGAGUUAACAACUGCAGCUGAAACCUUCAACCAAAGAAGUAAAGGCAAACUUUUGGAACAGAUUAAAUUGUCGAUUUCCCAAUAAGACCUAGAAUAUAACGCACAGAAAAAAUAAAUACUGCCAUGGCGACCAGCCGAGACGGCCGUAGCAGCUCGGCCUCGUCACAUAGCGGCUCCAACGUUCCGACGUCGACCAAUCGAUCGUCGAUCCGCACGCCCAAACGGCAACGUUCCACCGUCAGCGGCUCCUACGAGGAGAAGAACGCCGAUCUGCUUUGUCCGGUCUGCUACAAUCUGAUCGACGAGGCGCACAUCACAAAAUGUGGUCACACCUACUGCUACAACUGCAUCUGUUUGGCGAUCGAGAACAGUAAGCGCUGUCCUAAGUGCGAUUCCACGAUCACCACAGACGAUAUUUUUCCAAACUUUCUACUGAACGAUUUAAUUAAGAAACACAAAUUGAGACAGAACGGCUACGAGUCUCUGGGCAUGACCAGAGACAGCUCCGGCGAAUUUGGCACCACGUCCGACGGCUUAAGGGAUUUCGUGGCGUCGGAAUCGCAGAAUUUGACGCUGCCCGACGUGAAUGUAAUACUGGAAGUGUUGACGCAACGCAAGCAGCUUCUGGAGGCGGAAUCCAGUGCCGCACAAAACAGGCUGCUUCUGGAAUUCCUCAAGCACCUGCUGAAACAAAAGAAGGAGCGUCAGAGCCAAAUCGCCAGGGAGAUAGCCAUCAUUGAGCAAGACAUUGAAGAGGUGAACUUGAAACUGAAGGAAGUUCAUAAUAAAUGUCCCACCGUGGAAGAGGUGGAGAAGACGGUGGCCUCGGCGUCGGAGAACGACGCCGCAGUUAACGCCAUGAAAAAGGAAAUGAUAGACUUGAUUGAUACAAUUGGAACGUCGACGGGACGUAAGGAGGAGACCGGAUCGUUGGAACGUGAGCCCUCCAAACACUCCUACUCAUUGGCGGUGAAACGUAGGAGAAUGCACGCAUACUUCGACGAUUUCGUUGACUGUUAUUUCAGCACGCGUUCCAAAGAUUUGUUCUUCGGCUCGGAAACGACCGACAAAACUGCCAAGCCAGCUCUGGAGAUCCACUCCGGACUGGACGAUUUCCGCGAGAGCUUGAUCAAGUUCUCCCGCUACAACUCCCUACGUGUUCUCGCUACGCUAAACUACUCCAGUGACCUGUUCAAUAAUUCCACGAUCGUGUCUAGCAUUGAGUUUGACAAGGACAACGAGUUCUUCGCCAUAGCGGGCGUGACCAAACGCAUAAAGGUGUUCGAUUACGGCGCAGUCGUCAAGGACGUGGUCAACAUCCAUCAUCCGGUCGCCGAAAUGGUGUCGCGGUCCAAGAUCUCGUGCAUCAGCUGGCACGGCUACCACAAAAGCACCCUGGCGUCCAGCGACUACGAAGGCACGGUGACGAUAUGGGACGUGUCUACCAAGCAGCGUACCAAAACGUAUCAGGAACACGAGAAGCGUUGCUGGAGCGUCGACUUCAACAACGUGGACACGAGACUCAUUGCUUCCGGAUCGGACGACGCACGCGUCAAGCUCUACUCGCUGAACGAGGAGCACUCGGUCGCCACGCUGGAGGCGAAGGCCAACGUUUGUUGUGUCAAAUUCAAUCCCAGAAGCCAGACCCACUUGGCGUUCGGCAGUGCGGACCACUGCGUCCACUACUACGAUCUGAGGAACAUGAAGGAGGCGGUAGCCGUAUUCAAAGGUCACAAGAAGGCCGUUAGCUACGUUAAGUUCCUGAACAGCGAGGAUAUAGUCUCCGCAUCGACGGAUUCGCAGCUGAAGAUGUGGAACGUCAACACGCCCUACUGUUUGAGGUCGUUUGUCGGGCACAUCAACGAAAAGAACUUUGUCGGUCUGGCCACGGACGGUGAUUAUGUCGCCUGCGGCUCCGAGAACAAUGCCCUCUACAUUUAUUACAAGGGUCUUAGUAAAAAAUUGUUCAAUUACAAGUUCGAGGGCGUGGAAGGUGUACUGGAGCAGGAAAGGCGCGAGGAUGACGGCAACGAGUUUGUUUCCGCCGUUUGUUGGAAGCAGAAUUCGAAUGUCGUGGUGGCAGCUAACAGUCGGGGUAUCAUUAAUAUUUUGGAAUUAGUCUAAAAUUAAUUUUGAAAAUCAAUUUUACUUUUAUUUGUAGCUGUUGCCCAUUGCUCUGGGAAAAGUACAAUUUGUCUUAGAUUAUGUUACUUUAAUAAAAUUGUUUCGAUAAAAGCUGAUUAAUUUUAUACAUUUUAUCAACUGUUAGAAAAAUGUAAUAUAAUAUUUAUGCAGCUUUUAUUAUAAUAUAAUAUUUUGUUAAAAUUUUGUCAAUUUUACUCUUUAUAGAGUUGUUGAAUUUUUUUAGCCUUGCAAUUGUUGUGCAAUGAUUUUGAUGAGAAUUUUAUUUUACCAAAAUCUUUUUGUUAAUUUUAAAAAUGAUAAAUGAGUUCUUUAUCAAUUUUAUCAUAUGUUUUGCCAGAUUUAUCUACUUUUUUAAAAUUUACAGUUUGUCCUGUUAUAAAGCACAAAAUUGUACUUUUUCUUAAAUAAAUUAUUUGGAAGAUCCCCUUAGAAAGCACUUUAAUAUUAUUUACAUCGUAAGUUCAAGCAAUAUGAUACCUGUACUCACUUACAUUUAAAUGAGACUGAGCGCAAAUCCCAAGUUACUUUCAAAUAAUUUUACAGUAUUAAAAACAGACUACAUAUCAAGUAACACAUACAUAUUAGCUUGAACCUAACCAUUUAAUUUCUUAGUACUUAUUUGAUACAAUCUUCUGAAUAAUUGUGACAUCAUAAAACUUAAUUUUCAACUCAUCCUAAGUUUUCUUUUAUGACAAUCAUAAUCGUAAGACUAUUUGUUUGUAUGAGUGUAUUUAUUUUAAAUAGUGUAAGAAUAUCAUGUGUAUAUUAUGAAACUUAACGUGUUGUAAAUACCUAAAUAAUUCAUAAGUUAAAUGAAACUACCCAUUCCACUUCAACAAUUAACUGAUAAAGUACGUAUAUCAGUUCGUUGUUAAAGUAGGUGAUUGUAAAGUCCUGCACGCACAAUUUAUAUAUUUAAUGUGGGUAAAUAAAUUUAUUUUGUCAUAUUGACAAUUUUAUGUAUUUUUAAAUUAAUUGUGAUUAUAAUUAUUGUAUAAUUUGUCCGCCUGAACUUGAUUCAUUUCGAAUGUACCUAACACAAAAAGCAACUUAAAUGUUUGAGCCAAUUAUAGAUGUAAGUAGAUUCAAAUGUUCCAAAGAAAUUUUCUUAUCCCGGUUCUUUAAAGUAUUAAAUAGUGACCCAGGCAGCUUAAUUGUUAGAUUUAUUUAGUUGUUGAUUUUGACUUGGGUGCCAAACUUAAGCUAGAAUUAUACAGUAGUUUUUUUUUUGGUGUUUCGUUGAUGUAUUUGCUGUGUAAGACAAACCAUUGGUGCUAUUAAAGUAAAGUUAAAAACAUAUAUUUACUGAGACCAAAAUGUUAGGAGAAACCACAAGUCAGGCAUACUUAACGCUCGGUUGAAAUUGGUUGAAUUUUUGUUUGAAAUGAAAAAAUUCGAAAUUGUCGCAGUUUAUAACUGACAUGGAUUAAAAGCUGUACCCUAAAUAUUGCUCAUCUAGCAUAAAUGUUGUAGCUGUAGUACUCCUUUUACAUUAUGUAAUUGUUAAUAAGUGUGGUCCAUAGAUGUAAGAUAAGAUUUGUUUAAAAAUGUUACUUAGUUUUUAAGAAAAAUUUAAUCUAUUAUUGAUGUUACUUAAGUGUUUGUUACUCUGAACGCAUACAGGGCUAAUAUAUAAUGCCCACGUCGUCCAAGUAUAUAUUAAACACACCUUGGUUAUAUAAGAACUUUGACCAACCCAACAAAUAAUUAUUGUUAGUCCGCCUGUAUGCGAUUAAGGGCAACAUAUUCAUUCCAAUUUUUGUAUAAACUGUUAUUAUAAUUUAAUAAAAAUGCAUAUAUAUAUUUUGUAGAAAUUUUUCGAGCUUGCCAAAAUAAAAUUAAUUUAAAUAUUUUGUAUAUAAUAUAUGUGCAUAGAAAAUAUACAUAUUUAAAGAUAUAAAAAAAUGGGCCAUUAAGUGUCAAUAAGAAAUACUCCGUAUGUUUUUACAUAGAUUUUUAACCCAAGUGUGAUUAUAGUAAAUGUUGGUUGUUUUGUUAUUUAACGAAUGUUAAAUUUUUGCACCAUUUUUCAUUGCCAUUAUAACUGUCGUAAUACAUAAAAUCGGUGUGUAGAAAAUAAUAAAUUCAUUAAUAGAUUUCCAUUACUGAUACAUAGUAUAACCAGCAGUUUGUCAAUAAAUCAAUCGAUGUGAAGUAGUUGUACUAUUGCAAUAAAGUAUCCACUGACCUGAA